CCGAGUCGAGCCGAGUCGAGCCGAGCCGAGCCGAGCCGAGCCGCGGGGCUUGUACACAAUCAUCAUGGCGGCGGCGGCGGGGGCCCCGGAUGACGUCGAAGAACCCGGCAUGGAAACGGACAAUCCCAAACUGCAGUUGAAUUGUGUGGAAACGGGAGAGGAGAACCCUGUGUUGCCUAAGAGCGUCCUGCCGCCGGACCAGGCCCGAGGGGACACCGCCUCCGCCCAGCCUUCCGUCAGCAAUGGGGACGAGGCCGAGGCCGGAAAGGAAUUGGUGGAUUUAAAGAUCAUUUGGAACAAAAACAAAUACGAUGUGAAGUUUCCCCUCGACAACACGGGGGCGGAACUGAAGCAGAAGAUACACUCGAUUACAGGUCUCCCACCUGCCAUGCAGAAAGUCAUGUUUAAGGGACUUCUACCUGAGGAGAAAACAUUACGGGAAAUCAGAGUGACCAGCGGUGCCAAGAUCAUGGUAGUUGGUUCAACAAUAAAUGACGUUCUAGCAGUAAAUACUCCCAAAGAUUCAGCCCAGCAGGAGUCCAAAUCUGAAGAGAAUAAGAAGGAGCCACUUUGUAGACAAAAGCAACACAGAAAAGUGUUAGAUAAAGGAAAACCUGAAGACGUGAUGCCUUCGGUUAAGGGUGCCCAGGAGCGGCUGCCAACGGUACCGUUAUCGGGCAUGUACAAUAAGACAGGAGGAAAAGUGAGACUUACCUUUAAACUAGAGCAAGAUCAACUGUGGAUCGGCACUAAAGAGAGAACUGAAAAACUACCCAUGGGAUCCAUUAAAAAUGUGGUCAGUGAACCUAUUGAAGGACAUGAAGAUUAUCACAUGAUGGAGACUGACCUAAACCUAAGGACACUGCUGGGAGAGGCCUGCGACGUCCCUGGAUUUCACAGGACUGGAACUUUUAUUAAGAAAAUCCACCCUGAGGCGACAUUGAGUGAAGCCAGAGGUGAUGUACUUUCACCCUUAGUUUACUUUUUAACUUAAAAUUGCAGAGUCCCUUCCCCGCAGUCAGCUUCAAAGUAUAUUUAAAGUGGAUAAGAUGGAAACGAAUAAAUGUAAAUUCAGAAUGUGUCGGUGUGGAAUGCUCUUAAAUCUGCUGAGGAGCAGAUCUCCCGGCUCUAAGUUUGGAACAAGAAAUCAUCACUGUGUUGCCCAGUCUGUGUGGAUUUUGAAACAGAAGGCAAAUAUUUUCAGAAGUCCUUGGUUGCACACCAAGGGUUUGAAUUAACUCGACUAAUUUGUUGUGGCUGAGAACUUUGAGACUCGCUUAUUUUCUCUCAAAUCAACUCUAUAAACAGUAUGCAAACUGGGAGUGGGGUGGGGGGGGGGCUAGAUUAGUAAGCCAUAUUUUUUCUGGCCUUUUCAGGUUUGACUCUUUCCCUCCCCCACCUCACCCCAAGAGCAGAAUUGAACUUUUGAUUGUGUUUUUUCAGCCCAAAGAUAGUUUUUGUACCUUCUCACCCCCCACACCAGCCCCUACUGUUUAUCUGGUAGGGCUGGUUCUCGUGAUUUUCCUCUCAGAUUCUGACCGUCACGAGCUGGGGGAGAAAAAUGUCUCUGAUGGCGCCCGGUAGCACGCUCACCUUGGGGCAGAGCUAAACUUAAAGGAGGUAUCUAUCCAUUUCCUACUCUCCUAAAUUCUGCCCUUAUGGUCCAGCAUGUCUAUGCAGCUUGUUUUCUGACACAGUUGCAGCCAACAGUAUUGCGAACGAGGUUUAGGAUCCCUAAGUUGGCAGUUUGGGCAGGAAAUGUGGCAGUAUUUCAUUAUCCAUCAGCCAACCCUCUGUCAUGAGCCUGAGUGUUAGAAAUGGAGCCCUUUUCCUUGGUGCCAUCUUCAUUUGUCAGGAUCCAAGUGCUGGUUUACCAGGGUAAGGCAGAAAGGUUGAAGAUCUGUCCGGGAACCAAACUGGGAAAAAAAUCCCUUGUUAGCCACCCCGCCUUGGACAUGUCCUAUUUGCCCCUUGACAGUGAAAUCUGACCGUUAUACUUGGAUGGUUGCUCCUCAUCCGUGUGCCAUCCAGCCAUUUCCUUUACCCCCCACCCCCAGCCAUCCUGCUCAAGUGGCCUUUAUCUCAAGUUCUGUCAAAGUGAGUCUUUUCUUGAAAGGAGCCUGCCAUUAUUUGAUAGUAUUAAAAUGGCAAGAUUGAAAGCAUUGGAUCUGCAUUGGAUGCCUCACUUGGGUUCCCAAUCUUAAUCCCCCGAGAAACACUUUUACACUUUGUUGGGAUUUCCAGGUUUUUGGUUGUUUUCUUUUUUUCCCCUUGGACUACGCUAGUAGAGUUACUAGAGACUUUGGAGCUGGAAACUCACUUUUUAUAGUUGCCUGUGUGUUAAAAUAUUUUCUUCCUUUUGUCAUCCUCUUUGAACUAGUCAAGCCUGGAUUUUAUUUUUCCCCUCGCCCUCCCUCACUCCCAUUUUUAGAAUCACCUGGGCACAUUGGCACAUAAGGAGGCCCCACUUUGAGAUUAUAAAGCAUCCCCGUCCUCCGCCUUUGUGCUUCUCUCCCAGCAUUUGCACUCUCAGAAUUCAGCAGGAGGGGAAUCAGUGUGGUAUUGGGAGAGAGGAGUCAAAACCAAACUGAUGAAGUAAGAUUAAAAAUCCAGUUACAGACUUUAGAAGAUCAGGAGAACUAUAAUGAAUGUGUGUCUAGGGCUAAAUCAACACAGCAAUUUGAAGAAAUGAGUGUUUCAAAGUAAUAGAUCCUGUACUUAACAGGGCUAAGACUAGCAGCCACGGUUCCAAUCUAACAAGAGAACUUGGUGCCUACCAAACUUUUCAUUGCCAUUCAGUGGAGAAGGGUUGAAUGAGGUUGUCGGGCUCAUAGGUAAAAAAGACACUUUUGUUUUUUGUUUUGUUGUAAGAGUAUACCCUCCCCCUUACUCCUAAUGUGCGUGUCCCCCUGUCCCCCUCCAAUCUGCUCAUUUGAUAGCUGCUGCUACCGGGGAACCUGCCUCCUUUACCCCACCCAGAGUCUGGGUACUGCCCCCAAGGCCCGGCCUGAUAAUGGUCAAGACCGGCGAGAGGCCUGAAACACUGAAGUAUUCUGUGACAUCAGCACUUCACCCCAACCAACGAUUGCUGGGACAGUCUUGCUCACCUGGUUGGCACUGACUGUGGAACUGCUAUUUUAAUUUGCCACUUAACCUUUAACCUGGCCCCAUUUGGAAGCGUGGCAAGGAAACCUUUUCUUCCGCCCCCCACCUGCUUCAGAGGAAAAUUCCUCUCCCCAAAGCACCCUUGCCUUGUGCAGACAUAUACGUGGUGUUUUCUGUGGGUAUUCAUUUGAGGCAACUAUGCAGCAUAAACCAACGAGAAAUCAUUUUUCACCUUUAUUCCCACAUGUACUUUGGAAAUCCUGGCUUUCACAAAGGGUAAUCUGCUUUUAAAAAAAAAAAAUUUGUAUUAAAAUUGUUCCUGUGUAUGUGUAGGAAGAUCAUUUUAAUAUUGCUUUAGUAAGGGCACAACUAUAUAUAUAUUGAGGUUUCGAAGAAACUCUCUGACCAGUCUCCAUUUCUUGCAAAAAAAAAAAAAAGUAGCACAGCAUUUAUGCAUCAAGUUUUUGUGUACAAUGUUCAAUGUCCACAGCAGGUUUACAGUUACAGUGUAUGAAGGAAAGUGUAUGUGUUCUUUAGCUGCCCUUCACUACUGCUUCAUCCCGCUGCAAUGCAAAUAUAGCCAGUAAUGUUUUGGCAUUCUUGGUUGCAAUUAUCGAUUCUCCCAUUUCCUCCUGUUUUCUCAUCCAUUGACCUGCUCCAUUUUCCCUCCCCUCAAAGGUAAAGUGAAGAUGUUUUUUUUCCUUCUUGUCCCCAUUGACGUGAGGCUUUCAGAGGCUCUGUCUGGCCUCCCCAGUAUCUCGCUAGUGUUUGUGUAAAUGCUCAGCCUGAAGCUAGUCUGCUCAUCUCUAGCUGGAUAGUACAGUAAAGAGGAUUUAAUCGGAUGUCAUAUUUUCCCCUUAAUUUGUGCUUUGUGCUUACUUAGAGAGAGACUACAAAUAUAACAGUAUCAUAUAGGAUAGAUUUUUAUGCCUCUCCGGCUGGGAGAGUCAAAGAGAUUGAAUUGAGCCUACCGCAAAUCUCCGGGAGGACACUGUAAGGAACCUUCCCCCUUUAUACAGUCUUCAGGUGUCUGUGGAGCUGUGGGGGAAGUAAUCAAUCUCAGGGACAGUGGAAGAAGGAAAAAUCUAAAGAAGCCACUGACUGGGCAGGUGUAUCCUUUUUAGCUCUUCUGUUUCAGUCUUUUUCGGGACCGUAACUGGCCUCUGAGAAGACUUACUCCCCCAGUCCUUUCAGAGGUUGGUUUGUUUUUCUUGUUUUGUUUCGUUUUUUGGCCGAAGUUCUGUGAAAAGCACCCCCCACCCGACUCUCUCUUAUAGGUAAAAUCAAGAUCGACCUUUUCCUCUCAAUCACUCCCGUGAUCAGCUCCUGUCACGCGAAGGUUCGGAACCGGUCCCCUUGACCGUGUGACUAAUUUCCGCUCUAGUCGGAGAGCGGAAGAUCUUGAGAAAGCAGAGGCAGGUUGCUCUAACCUGGGCUCCGAUCAUUGGUGGCAGUUCUCCUCUGCCCGUCCCCACGACCUUGCGGACCGGCAGAGAGAAUAGCCAAAGCCUGGAGAAUGCAAGGGAACGGUUUCUGGAAACGAAGGGAGACGGGUACCCGCAGCUAGAGAGGCCGAAUGCUUCUAGUGUGUUACCUCUUUUCCACAGAGCCCUUUAUGUGCUUUUAUCCUGGCCAGAAUAGUACUGUCUGACCCUCCAUUUUCUCUGUGUUGGCCACAACUGUAAGCACCUUCCUGAUUGUAUUUUGCAUAAGAAUAAAGAGGCCUAGUCAUCCCGUUGGGCCUGGGCCUCCGAAUGUAUGCCCCGUGAUCAAGUCUGUCAUUACUGUACUUGGAACUCUUCGGUGUUAAAGUGAAGAUUUUACUGUGAGAUGGAACUGUUCCUAGCAGCAGUAGAACCUUUUAAAGACUAAGGAAGCACUUUGAUGAAUCUCUUGGGCACAGACAAAGAACACCAACCAGGUGAACUGGGAGAAAACCAAACCCCUCUCCCCGCCCCAGUUUGUAAUUCAUGUAACCUGAUGUCAGCACGUUGGUUCUGUUCCUCAAUUCAUUGCUGCUUUACUUUUGAAAGAGCCAAAGAGAUUAAUUCCUCCCCCCCCUCCGUCGCCCCCCCACAUUGCCAUGUCUGUAAAAGUUUGCCAUAUUUCAAUGGGAAGGGUCUUUUUCCCUUUGGCUCCUCUCUCUUUUUCCUCCUCAUUCUAAAGUACUAAUGUGCCUGUAAGAGCAAACCAUCGCAUUUGCUCAGAAAUCUGACCGUGCUUCAGUGGCUUGGUGUGCCAAUUUGGCGGUGCAAGGUUUUGCUUUCAACGUUCUCCUUCCACAGCGCCCACUCUCCGUCUCCCGCUCGCCUCUCUUCCCUCGAAAAAUAACUUAUCGUGUGGCUUGGUCAUCUAAUAAUUCACCUCCUUCUGGUCUUGGAUUCUUAGAUGGGUCUGCCUCCCUCAAGGCUGUCCUCUCAAAACGCUAUGGGUGGGCGGGAGAAUUGUGAUUCUGGGCACCUUGGUAGGUUUGAUCUCCCAGGGAAAGAAUGGCUUUGUUGAAUUCCCAGUGAUUCUGGAUUUGGACCACUUCUUAAAAGCAUGUUAAACCGAUUGAUUUUUAAUUAAAAGAAACACACACAACUGCAGAGUUAUUGGAAAAUUGAAAUAUGAGUACCAUACUGGUAUCUUUGAAUAAUCAAAAGCCUGUUUUGGAGGAGAUGAAAAAGAUUUAGUCUAUUAGAUUUGCACUGCUGGAAUUUUUUUAAGUGUAACCUUAAUGGUUAGCCUGUUGUUUUAUUCUGUAAGACUAGUCUUUCCAAUUAAAGUUUGAUAAUUAA
This is a messenger RNA of Ornithorhynchus anatinus (platypus), 5885 nucleotides long. It is a transcript of the gene UBFD1, whose product is annotated as ubiquitin family domain containing 1. Gene Ontology annotation, molecular function: cadherin binding; RNA binding. The transcript is spliced from 7 exons. Lineage: Eukaryota; Metazoa; Chordata; Mammalia; Monotremata; Ornithorhynchidae. The record is from RefSeq and is a predicted model, not a curated record. The coding region runs from base 65 to 994 and encodes 309 amino acids.